AUGUCGCAACCAGAAGAAAUUGUUUCAGCGAAACAUCAAAAUAAAGACUCGAGCAAAGCACUGGACUCAGAGAAUACUGACAGCAAUGCCAACAGAGAGUUGCUGAUCAAAGAAGCCCUGGAAUUGACCGACGAUUUAAGACUGAUACUCCAGUUCUUGAAGGUGGAAAAACGGUCUGUCCAAACUAUGGAGAACGAAAACAAGUACUUGCAGGAGUACGUGGGCAAUUUGAUGGCAAGCGGCAAGAUUGAGAGUUAG
Kuraishia capsulata CBS 1993 is the source of this 258-nucleotide messenger RNA. RefSeq lists its product as uncharacterized. The transcript has a single exon. NCBI's taxonomy places the organism in Eukaryota, Fungi, Ascomycota, Pichiomycetes, Pichiales, Pichiaceae. The record is from RefSeq and is a predicted model, not a curated record. Bases 1 to 258 code for a protein of 85 amino acids.